AUGUUGGAAUUUAAAGAUAAGCAGCCUCUCGAGUCGACAGGUACGCUUAAAAACGAAGAUUUGGAACUAGAUGAAUCCAUUGACUCAUUACCUUAUGUUGUGAAGAAGAUGAAGAUAGGAGAGGAUAGAAUUGAAAUAGCCGAAGAAAUCAAACAUGUAAGUCACGAACAUGACUUAAAGCUUACAGAGGAGCUUUUGAACAGCAAAAAAUGUGAUGGGUGUAUGCAUCCUAUAUUCCCUCAUCCGUUUUACAGUUGUGCUCAAUGCAGAUUUUUUCUUCAUAAAUCCUGUGUUGAAUUACCCAGAAAAAAGCGACACCCACUUCACCCCCACCUCCUCACCCUCUUCACAGAGCCACCUUAUUAUUCUGGCGCCUUCUUUUGUACUCUUUGCGGUCGUGAUUGUGAUGGCUUCACCUACAAUUGUGAGAAAUGCGAGUUUGAUGCAGAUGUCCAAUGCAGUUUGAUCUCAGACAUCUUUACCCGGGACGUUCUCGAGCACCCGCUUAUUCUGUCAAGGGCACCCUAUAAUGAGAAGUGUAGUUGUUGUGAUCAUGAAGGAAAAGUAUUCAAGUGUGCUGAUUGUGAAUUCACUUUGGAUUUAAGAUGCGCUACACUACCGCAUAGGGUGAGAUACCGAUACUUUGAACAGCCCUUCAAAUUGUGUUAUAACGCUGAAGAUGAUUCUGAUGAUGAUGAAUAUUACUGUGAUAUUUGCGAAAAAAAACGAAAUCAAAAGUACUGGUUUUACUACUGUACAGAUCUUAGUUUUUAUGCUCAUCCUGAUUGCAUUCUUGGAAAAUCUCCGUAUAUGAAAUGA
Molecule: messenger RNA, 819 nt
Organism: Corylus avellana
Lineage: Eukaryota; Viridiplantae; Streptophyta; Magnoliopsida; Fagales; Betulaceae
Source: RefSeq, a predicted model, not a curated record